AUGUCGACAGAAAAUGAUUCGUUACAGGGAGCGUCAACCGAUGCCAGGCAUGAUGUGGAACCCAAGGAUCCAUCUCUUCCUCCACAUUCUACAUCACAACAAGACUUAGAUGGAGCGCUUACGGCUUCACGAAGCGAGACUGCCUCAGAGAAGUCAUCUGAUAAUGGACCAGUCCUGAAUUUAUCUGAAAUACUGAGACAAGGUCUAGCAUUGAGCGAAUCAUCCGAUGAAGUACGUCAAUGGCUUCUCGCUUUUGACGACCAUAAACCAGGGACUGAUGUAUCCUACAAACUUCAAAAUGCGACUCAGCAGAUCGAUGGGGAUUCUGCCAACGGCUCUCUUCUUUCAUUACUUAAUCAGUGGCUUGCUCUGUGGUCAGUAAAGUCUGAUCGAGAGAGGAAGGAAAACAAGACCGCUAGAACCACGUCCCACAAAGAGCAAAAGCACCUAGACUGGUUACUACGCUAUGUUGCCGACUUCAUCACAUUGGGCCAUUCGGGUAUUGAUGUUGCAGAGCUAUCUCAAACCGUGGAAACCAUAACGACUAUAUGCCUCAAUGCUAGCCGACAAUCGGACAUCAAUGCCGGGAUUAAUGUUCUGCAUGCCAUUGCAGCCAACUUUGACUUUCCUGAGAGCGGGCUCGAGCAGACUUUGGUGGUUUUGUGUGCUUCAACUGCCAAUCUACCCGAAACACCUGAGCAUCUCUUUGAUUGUGCGAAGAUUUUGGCCACGGGGUAUCUUAGUGAGCAGGUCAUCAAUGUGCUGUUCUCGUUUAUCCUGACCCCGACCGCCGCCAACAACAGCAAAAACCUCUCUCACGCCAGAGGAGCAACACGACUCCUACGGAUACUAUUGCCGGAAAUGAAAGACAGUGGCCAAUUCAUCCUCCCGUUGGAGGACACCGUGGACACGCUGUACACUGCUAGCAUCCAAGGCAUUUUCCGUUUUGGUCAUGAUGUCCUCAGUACAUUUCAUUCUUUGCUCAGCUGCAACACGAGGCAGGAAGAGAUCACAAACCUUGAUUUUGGCAAAAUUGUUGGCGGUGUGAGUCUCUGUUUGAAGGCAAGCCCGCUCAGCAGUCAAACUGGCAGAAGUGAAAACCAUGCCUUGCCUCCCACACCUUUACAAGAGGACGAUCACCGACAAUAUGAACGGCACUUUCGCGAUCGAGAAACCAUGGCCAAGAAGAUCGGGCGAGAUUUGGGGACUUUGUUCGAGCAUCUUGGUUCCCCUGCUCGUGAAAUUAUCGAUGAAUUCUUUCUCUCAUACCCGCAAUUUGCUGAGGCCCAUCAGCUCAUGCUUACUUUGGGUAACCUGAAAGACCACUAUCUCCAGGCUGAUGAAAACGAGAUCAGAAGAGAGUACGCCGACAAAGUCUAUCAACACAUUGUUCGAAAUACCACAUUACCUCUGCCCUGUCGUCUCAGGGGGAUCGAAAUUGUCUUACACUCUGGGGAUAGAUUGACUGAAGGCGACUCCGAUUCUACGCGAGUGAGUACGCAUGCGUACAGUUGGAUCCUUGACAAACUAUUAACUCAGAUCGAUAUUGAGCGAGACCGACAAGUCUUUGAGAUGCUCCUCAGGUCCUUGCAAUACAUGGCUGGUAGCUACGAAGCGGCCGCUCAAGAACCUGCUUUGACAAUGAGGACUCUUGAGAAGCUUAGCAGUCUUAUAUUCAUCGGUCCGACAUCAGGUUCCUGGAACGGUGGACUAGCUAUCUUAGCAGCCAGGGUGCUUGUAACUAUCUUCGCUUAUAGCCUUCACACCGAUGCCAAUGCUGCAGUACGAGCAUUUGAGAUCUUACUUGAAGUCGCAAGUCCCCGCUGCAAGUCUCGAAUUGCGCGGCUUGUCUCGAAGCGACUUCUUUUUCGAUUGCGUGCGGAUGAUGCAGGCUACAUCUACAUCAACACCACCAGCGAGAGCUCCGACAUCGCCGCUGCAUUGCUACGCACUCGUGAAUCAGCCGAGAUCUUUACUUACGAGAUACCUACUCCACAACGCCACUCGGCCAGCAGCACGAGCUUGUCGACCAGAUCGGAUGCAAAUGACCCUAUUUGGAUCUAUCCCGAUACCGAGGAAGUGGACCAUCCCUUUGCUGGGCGUUCUUCGGAGAUUCUGAAUGUUGACAUCAAGACUGGCGCUCAAAUACAAGCCGAAUUAGACAUGGACACAUGGUUGAUGAAUAUUACCCGGUGUUUACAAACGGAUGUGGAUUGGGAGACGUACAGCUACACGAUCGUUCACGUGGGCGCACAGUUGAGCAACAUAGCACUAUUUCUCAACUCUAUCCAAGCGGUGAUAAAGCUUCGACAAGUCCUCUGUGGGCAGAUUGUCAAUGCGACUUUUCGCGAAGCGCCUGUGUCUAGUGGAUUGAAGAAGUCUGAUGUGGCCAUAUGCAUGUUUCAUUUCCUCACUUCUCUGAUCCCGUACGCAACGAUGAAAUUGGAAUCUAUCCAGAAAGGAUUUGGCGACGACCUUGUGCGUGCGUUCAUCUCAGGGCUUGGUGCGUCCUGGGAGGGCACAUCCCGGAAUUGUAUCCAUGCACUGUCGGUGUGCAGUCUCGAAAUACCAUCUUCAGUAGCGACUUUGUAUCCUACGAUCAUCGACAAAAUGUCCAAGAAUAUGACGCAGGCCCACCUCACAAGCCACAUUCUUGAGUUUUUGACAGAGGUUGCUCUCCAAACAGAAAUGCACUCGAACCUGAAUCCUGACGAAAUACAAAUAAUAUUUGGCAUCUGUAUUCAGUUCCUUGAGAAGACUCGCGAGCAAUAUCAUACUUCUUCGACAUCACAAGGCAGAGCGAGUGUUGUAGCUCGACACAGUGGGAUGAAUUUCCGCCGACCACCGUACAGAGCAGCAAUGCUGACUGACCAUGGAAUGCCACAAUACGCAGCUGCCUUGGCUUAUCAUAACAUGAUCUUUUGGUUCUUGUCCCUCCGACUUGAGACUCGAGCCAAAUACAUCUCCUGGAUUGUUCCUCGACUCGUGUGGAAGAAUUCGCGCGGAGAAGAGACCAUUGAUGAACAGAGUCAGGUGUUGAUCGACAUGAUGCAGAGGACAGCAUUUUCCGAUCUUGGGGAGACUUCACCUGACCCAAAUUUUGCUGGACCAGACGACGGGCCAGUCUCUACUGCGUCUUGGAUUGUAGGUUUGAGUGUCAUAACGGCAGAAACUGCAGGGCGUAGUGGCAAGUCACAGAUCACCAAACGGCAGGCGUCGGGAACAACAUAUGCCACUUAUCAGCAGAAUACCGCACGUCUUCCUUCUCAUCACACUCCCAGUCAAACGGAGAUACGGCAUCAAGAAGCGACAACGGAGAUACUUCCUUCGCACGUGCUUCUUCAAAUGAUGGCUAGUGCAGCAACAACCAGUCUUGCUGACCAGCCCAUUCAGCUACCACAAGAAGACUACGUAACUCGAGCGCUGGAGAUUUUCGAUCGAGUUCCAACCGUGGCUAGCCACAAGAUAGGGGUGCUGUAUAUUGGUCCAGGGCAGUUGACAGAGCCAGAUUAUCUUGCCAACACGAGUGGAUCUCAAGACUUUGAACGUCUCCUGGGAGGACUUGGCUAUGUGGUCUCGUUGCAGCCGCCGCUUCGGUACAAUCCACAAGGAUUGGAAUAUCCGCGAGACGGUGAGAACACAAUAGCAUGGCGUGAUCGAGUGGCGGAGAUCGUGUAUCAUGUCCCUACUCUGAUGCCGACUGAUCUGGAGGAGGAUCCGCAAUGUAUCACCAAGAAGUCACAUGUGGGUAAUUGUCAUGUGAACAUCGUCUUCAACCGAUCAGGAGCGCCUUGGGAGAUGGACAAUUUCAGGUCACAACUCAAUUAUGUCAAUAUUGUCAUCAGGCCAGCAUGCCGGGGGAGAGUGAAAGAGGAAAAGGAUUUCAUUCCAGGGUUCUAUCGGGUCCAUGUCAUCACCAAAGACGGACUGCCGAACCUCUCACCGGCGGCAGAACCUAAGAUUAUUUCUGCAGCUAAGCUUGCACAAUUCGUUCGAGUGUUGGCAAUCAACGCGAGCCAAUUUUGUGGAACAUGGAACACUAAAGAUAGCGAUACUGAAUAUCCAAGCGAAUGGCGGACGAGACUACAGCACAUCAAGAUGCUCAAAGAACGUGUAAUGGCCAAAUCGGGUGACAAACAGCUGGUAACAGGGCUGUCAUCUAACACAACUACAUCUUCUGCGCCUGGAUCAUCCGGCGGCAGAAGAACGCCAGUUCCUCGAGACGAGUUGAGUGGACCUCGUAGAGAUGGUACGUUGGCAGCUCAGCUGGACUUUAGUUCCUGGACGCUCUGA
Messenger RNA from Exophiala aquamarina CBS 119918, 4293 nucleotides. RefSeq lists its product as uncharacterized. The record is from RefSeq and is a predicted model, not a curated record. Bases 1 to 4293 code for a protein of 1430 amino acids. Gene Ontology annotation, biological process: positive regulation of GTPase activity; regulation of small GTPase mediated signal transduction; negative regulation of TOR signaling. Gene Ontology annotation, cellular component: TSC1-TSC2 complex; nucleus; cytoplasm. Gene Ontology annotation, molecular function: GTPase activator activity. NCBI's taxonomy places the organism in Eukaryota, Fungi, Ascomycota, Eurotiomycetes, Chaetothyriales, Herpotrichiellaceae. The transcript has a single exon.